Messenger RNA from Notolabrus celidotus (New Zealand spotty), 5465 nucleotides. Its product is annotated as sia-alpha-2,3-Gal-beta-1,4-GlcNAc-R:alpha 2,8-sialyltransferase-like. Gene Ontology annotation, molecular function: alpha-N-acetylneuraminate alpha-2,8-sialyltransferase activity. Gene Ontology annotation, biological process: oligosaccharide metabolic process; N-glycan processing. The coding region runs from base 490 to 1611 and encodes 373 amino acids. Lineage: Eukaryota; Metazoa; Chordata; Actinopteri; Labriformes; Labridae. The record is from RefSeq and is a predicted model, not a curated record. The transcript has 4 exons.
GUCCCAUUCAAUUCAUUAUAAGCACAAGUCUUUCCUUAUGCUGGGGGCUGUAGAGAAGCCUGGCUCAUUGUGUAUGUGUGGGUGUGCGUGCGUGUGUGUGUAAGAGAGAGAGGGGGGCGGAGGAGGUGGUGAUGCUGCUGCUGGUUGUGGUGGCGGUGCAUGCGGACGGGGGUUGUCUGUUAGCUGGCGUGGAUGUGUUGACACGCAUUUCUGCUCCAUCUCCUUGAUUAAACCGGUAGCCUGGAGGGGAGUCGCAGCGGAGUGUGAAGCAGCAGCAGUCAGACGGAGGAAUGAGAGCAGACCGAGCCCUUGCAUCUCCACCAUGCAGCCGACCACCACCAGCCGUCCAUUUUACACGAGUAUAUGAGCCGACGAGCGCCGGUUUGUCUGUGUUUUACAGCCGGGCAGCAGUAGUGUGCAGUCCCGGUGAUGACAACGUAGGCCAACGCCUCGCUGCAGCUACAUACAGGGAAUGAAAACGCUCCCAAGAUGGUCCGCAUCGCUAAGGCCCUGGGUUUGGUUAUUCUGUGCGUCGCUGUGCUCAUACUGUCGCUCAUAAGCUAUGUGUCCCUGAGGAAAGACAGCCUCUUCACCUCCUCCAAAUACUACAUGGGGGGCCCGAGGAUAAUGUUUCACGCAGGAUUUCGGUCUCAGUUUGCCAUGAACUUUCUGGACCCCUCUUUCAUCCCAUUAACUAAUGCCCUGAAUGAGGAGCUCCAAGGAAAACCAUCCAAGUGGAAGUUCAACAAGACAGCUUUUUAUCAGCAGAGGAAAGAUAUCUUCAACUACAUCGACAUUCCUAAGAACUUCUCCCUCACCAAGGACAGCGUGCGUGUGGGCCAGCUGAUGCACUUUGACUACUCAAGCCACAAAUAUGUCUUCUCCAUUAGCAACAACUUAAAAUCCCUGCUUCCAGACUUUUCUCCCAUCCGCAACAGACACUACAGCAUCUGCUCUGUGGUGGGAAACAGUGGCAUCCUGACAGGCAGCCAAUGCGGCCCAGAGAUCGACCAGGCAGACUUUGUCUUCCGCUGCAACUUUGCCCCCACAGAGGUUUACUCCAAGGACGUGGGCAAGAAGACCAACCUGACUACCUUCAACCCCAGCAUCCUGGAAAGAUACUACAAUAACCUACUGACCAUUCAAGACAGGAAUAACUUCUUCCUCAACCUGAAGAAGCUGGAGGGAGCCAUCCUGUGGAUUCCUGCCUUCUUCCUUCAUACCUCAGCCACAGUAACCAGGACCCUGGUGGACUUCUUUGUGGAGCACAAGGGCCAGCUGAAGGUGGAACUGGCCUGGCCGGGGAACAUCAUGCAUGAUGUCAACAAAUAUUGGAAAACUAAAAACCUCUCCCCAAAACGCCUCAGCACUGGAAUCCUCAUGUACACGCUGGCAUCUGCCAUGUGUGAUGAGAUCCACCUCUAUGGCUUCUGGCCCUUUGGCUGGGACCCCAAUACAGGCAAGGAUCUGCCUUACCACUACUAUGACAAGAAAGGGACCAAAUUCACCACCAAGUGGCAGGAGACCCACCAGCUGCCCAGCGAGUUCAAGCUACUCUACAAGCUGCAUCGGGAAGGUGUGAUCAAACUCAGCCUGACGCACUGCUCUUAGACAGACAGUGAGUGCUGGGUGUUUAAAGAGGUGACUCCAGGGAUGGUGGCAUAUACACAUUAGCUCUGCUUAAACUUCUGUUGUGGCCCACGAUGCAUGAUUAGAGUUAAGUACAUUUUUGACACCCUCAUUUCACAAACACGCUCACAUCAGACUGUAAUUUCAUACAAGGAUGUCAGGCCCACUCGGGAUGUAAAUCACAGAUGUAUCACAGCGUUGCUCGUCAUCAAGUAUGUGGUUUGUUGUCUUCAGUAUCACAGUUAGGACUACUAUGCUGCUCUGUUGCUCCCAUUGAUCUCUGUCACAUGGCGAAUGGCCAUAUCUAAACAGCUCAAACUGAACAAACAUCUAUUUCAGCUGGAGUCUGUAGAAGAUUCAGCUGUAGGAACACCAACAGUUAAAUCUUUCAGUUCUGUUACUUUGACACAGUAUUGACUGAUAAUCGCCUUUUUCAACAGUAUACUGAUUCUGUACACUGAAAUCACUGCCUAGUCUCAGGGAAGGAGUUAGAUCAGUGUCUUUUUGUAAUCAGAUUCAAUGCCUCAAGAGAGGUUAAUGUUGUCAGGCCUUUUCCCCCCUGAGGUGUCAGACAAUCUGCACUACUCUGUAAGAUGGUAUGUAUUUACAAGACUGUACUCUCUCUAUAUAUAUGAAUAUUAAUACUUGUGUGUCUUUAAAUAUCAGUAGACAGAGUGACUGUCCACUUCAAAUUUUGCAGAGAUUUUUCAUUUUGGAAUAAUAACCAACAUUCCAACAAUAAGCCAUACAUCCAUAGACAAACGGUAGAGUGUUAUGAAGACGCUGAAGUAAAGAAAGUGUAAUCAGCCUACAUUAGGUUCUGAGGCUAUAAGGCUAUAAGACAUGGAAUAAGAGGGUCUGUAGACAUGCUAACAGCUUCACUCAUGUCACAAUGCUACAAUGACAGACAACGCUUAGAAAACCCUAAAUGCUGUUUACAAACUCUAACAGCUGGUCCAAGGCAUGUUCCUGGUCCAUGAGACUUGUUCAACUCUCUUGAUCAAAGCUAUUCAAUCCACUACAUGUUAAAAAUAAAAGACCUUUAACUGAAGUUGCUUCUCUAGUUCCUAUCAAGGAAGUCAGAAGCUAAGUAUGUCCUUGCUCUUUUUUAAUUAGCAUUUUAUUAUUAAAAAAACAAGUUUGAAAAAUGAUAGAAAGUAUAUCAACAGUAGUUAUAAAAUAAAUAAACUCUAGCUUAUACUGCACAAAUUAAGAUUACAAAUUCAACAUGAUUACAAGACCUUAUGAAGUCCCUACUCUCAGCCAAGAAAUAGGAACCCAACCCAUAAAAACACAAAUUUGAACAACAGGAUGUCUAUGACUGAGCUUUUGACGAUUUGUAGGACAUAACAAUGGUGUACAUCUUACAAAUAAUGUUCAUAAGAAAGCAAAGAAGCCUAUUUUAAAAUCAAAGUACUCAGUCCAAAUCGCAAAUCUUAGCUACAGUUAAGACUUUGUGGGUUCAAGCUUUUUCAUUAGCCUACUUAAAUAGGUCAAACUUUGUUGGCUGUUGUUUAUGAUGUAGGUAUGACUUUGGGUUUAAACAUGCAUAGAGGUCUAUAGAUACAUGGGCCUACUUAGUUUGAAUCCAGUAUUCAGUUCAGUGUGGUUGGCAAAUAUUAGAUUAUGCUAACCUAAAACUGAUGCUGGCAAUCAUUUUACUGGUAGGCUUAGGUUCUGCAAAUGAGGUGAAUUUGUGAGGUGCAAUUUAAAUUCUAUGAAAGCUUCAAUUUUUACUUGGUUUUUAAAAUGUUUAAAGAAUUACAUAUUUUCUCUUCACUAUUUAGUGAAAACAGGUUAUAUAUUAUCAAGUUUAGCUGUUAGCUCUAGGGUAAAGUUGGCUGUGCUACAGUUAGACCUUAGUUUUGUUGAUGUUAAAAUGUAGAAACUACAGUUAAAAUGAGGACUUUUUUCUUGCUAACCCCUGUUUCAUUUUAGUGAGGUGUAAUUGCACAACUAAACACAAGCAAAGUUUGAAUUUGUAAACAGCUGCAGGAGGAUUUUGUGACCUACACAGAGGCAUUAGCAUGGCUAAGAACAUCAGGAAAUACGUUUUUGGACACAGUUUCUUCCAAUAGUCAAUAUCAAUAACUACUUAUCACUAUUUUAAUUACAAAAAUAAUUAAGGAGAAAUAUGAUAUUUAUCAAAAAGGUUUUCUUGAUGGGGAAAAAUUAUUUAUUUAUGACCAUAUCAAUUCCAUUGUGACCUAAAACAGAGAAAUGAAUGAACAUUAUAAAACGUACUGCAUCUUGUAUAAAGAGCAUGAUCCAUUUUAACAGCAUUGCAUGUGAGACACUAACAAAUCUUUUAGGCUAGUUUUUUACAACCUUUUUGAUGAUUGCUUUGAGGGAAAAAUUCAGUUCUUUGCUAUUGUUUGUAUUCCUGGUGGUGUUUUCCUGAAGAGUAUCACCAGUGUCUUUGUAUGAGAGAUGUUUAAAGGCUGAAAUCAAACUGCUAUAUUCCACAUGGGACCAAACCUCUAUAGAUUCACUUAUAAAUGAACAAGCGUUAUUUUUUGUAAAUGUAUAUAGUCUUUGGUUUUAAAAAGCAGUCCACCUAAUUAUGCCAGACUGAAGCUGAGAGUUGGACGUGGGGUUCAGGACUUGGCCCAAACACUGGAAGCUGGCCACAUGACCAUCUCAUGACCCUUAGACAUGUGCUCCUUGUUGCAAAUUCUGGCUUAGACCAAGUUUUAAUACACACAGCAAUGCAGUCAUUCACACUUAACAGAUGUAGUAUGUGCUUUGUGCUCACACAGCACAAGUAUGGCAGGUAUUUCCUUGCUAUUCUGUCCACAUACAAAGCCUCUUCUUGUCUGUCUCCUCUGGCUAAAUCGUAAAAAAAAAUAAUAAUUUUUGACCAUAGACAUCUGUGUCCCAUCUCCAAAUCACAGUGCAGUAACCACAACAGCCAUGACUACACACAUCUGUCGUAAAAGUCUGAAUAGCUGAUCUUAGGCCAUUUGAAUGAUGUCAUUGAUGUGUUGUUUAUGGAUAAUUUCUAGAGUCUCUUCAUUAGGAAUGUUUUGUAUGUACACCAAAGAUCAUUUGUUGAGAAGGAGAAAUAUUACUUUAACUUUGUAUAGAUUUAUUUGGGGGUUUAUUUGUUUACUAACAACAAAUAUUAUUGUAGUUGAAGUGUCAUAUCCUUUUUCUGAUGUUGGAAUUAAUGUUGAUUAUCACUUGAUGUGGCACAGAGAUAACUUGAUUUUUUUAAGCGUUUUGGUUUAAGCCAAAGUAUUUUGGUGGAAUUAUUUGUGACUCCAUGAAUGUUCUCCUAUGGUUUGAUGUGUCUGAAUAACCUGCUGAUGCUGACGUGUAUGCUGGACAUUUUCUUCCCCUAAAAGCAUCUUUUAAUUUUAAAAAGCUAAGUAUAGAAUGUGUGUAAACAGUUAGAUGCUAACAAAGUUAGUGAGGAUUGUAAUUCCAGUCGGAACAACAGUAUAGCUUUUUCGUGCAUUACAUCUUAAUGACAAAACAGUGACAAACAAAACUUAACCAUGAAGUGUUUUUAUUCCAAAUGCAGCACCAUACAGGAGUCGUUCCAACAACCCUUUAACAUUCUUGUACUUGUGUUCGAUCUGCAUGGCAACUAUGUUCCAUAAUGCAUAAAAAAGCUUGGCUGCUUAUGUACAUGUCGUAUAAAAGUCAUAAAUCAUGUAAGGGACUUUGCUAUCUUGGUUGUUCUAACAAACACAAUCGUACAUAUAAGAAAUGUAACCAUGUCUUAAAUGUUUUUUGAUUAUACUUUAUGAUAAAUAUAUGUUAUGUGCCUGCAUAUUCCUUCCAUCAAUGCCUAAUGUGUCAAAUAAAAACAGUAUUUUUCUCUGAAUUGA